Molecule: messenger RNA, 913 nt
Organism: Betta splendens (Siamese fighting fish)
Lineage: Eukaryota; Metazoa; Chordata; Actinopteri; Anabantiformes; Osphronemidae
Gene: tmem167a
Product: transmembrane protein 167A
Exons: 4
Coding region: 133-351 (72 amino acids)
Biological process (GO): protein secretion; intracellular transport
Source: RefSeq, a predicted model, not a curated record
GAAGUUUCAACUUUCACCUCGGAUGUCCUCAGCCAAUCAGCGAACGCGGUUUGAGACGUGCUGCGUAAUGACGUAACACUACGUAAUUCAUAGAGAGCAGGAAGUGUGAUGUGGCUUUAACUCUUAACAAAAAUGUCGGCCAUCUUCAACUUUCAGUCCCUGCUUACAGUGAUUCUCCUCCUGAUCUGUACGUGUGCGUAUAUCAGAGCAUUGGCUCCCAGUCUGCUAGACAAGAACAAGACCGGGCUCCUAGGAAUUUUCUGGAAAUGUGCCAGAAUAGGUGAGCGGAAGAGUCCUUGGGUGGCCUGCUGCUGCGUCAUAAUGGCUUUUAGUAUAUUGUUCCUACAGUAACAGCCAAAAGAAAAACAAAGAUGGAAACACAGAGGAAAUGAACAGUAACAGUCUGAUGUUAGAAGCACAACAGGACCUCAAUUGGUUCAUCUAGAUAAUGUAAAAAUGGAACCAUCACCACGCACCAUAGCCUCGGAGAAGGAGAAGGGGCGUCUAGCCCCCUAAUGAACUUAUGUUUACUCUGGAUGUAUGUGUGUUCUUUAGAUUUAAAAAAGCGGGGAGGUACAUUGUGGGAUCAACUGGCACAUUGUCCAAAUAUUUCAGAUUUUCCUUCCCUCUGUCUUUGUCUCAGUUGCAUUAGUUAGUUUAGAAUUCCUAGCAGAAAUAUGCCAUAUGUCUUAUCACUCAUAUAUAUUUGAGGAAAUGUUUAGCAGGAUUUGUAUUUGUAAUCUGUGUCCUGUUGGUUGUAUCUGAAAAGGGUGGUAAUAUCCUGCAGCAAACAAAAUGACGUUGUACUGUAGCUUUUCCAAUAUCAAAUAAUCCAUAUUUGUCACAAGAAGCUACUGAUGGUUUUAAAGUCACUCAGUUUGCAGCUAUUUAUUAAAGAACCUUUUUGCAGUGA